AUAAAAUAUAUUACCUUAAAUCAGAAAAGCACUUUCCAUGCUCCCUUGAUCACAAUGUGGACCUCUCUCUCCCCUCUUAAUUACUCUCAUUUUCUUUCUACGGUAACUCCGCAUCAAACAUAACGUAACGCAUUGCCUUAUUUUAUUUUUAGGUAAUAUAUAAAUCAAACAUUACUAAUUGAUUUUUCAUAUAGAAAUCGUCAUCACCUUCAAUUUCAGAUCUAAAAUCUUCCACUUCUUCAAAUUCAAAUGCUUCACUGGGUUUUCAAAAUUCCCAAAUUUUGAAAUCCCUAACACAACAAAUAAUAUGUCUGGGGCCAUAGACAUGGACCACGUGGGUUUUUCCAAACCCAAAUCAUCUCCGGCGACUUCUCCGACCACCGAUCACGGCCGUGGUAAAAAACCCGGUUCAAUUUCAAUGGAUCAUGUUCUAUUGGCUUUGCGUGAGACUAAGGAAGAAAGAGAUGUUCGUAUUCGGAGUUUAUUCAAUUUCUUUGAUGCUACUAAUAAAGGGUAUUUGGAUUAUGCUAACAUUGAAGCAGGGUUAUCUGCACUUCAGAUUCCACCUGAAUAUAAAUAUGCUAAGGAGCUUUUUAAGAUUUGUGAUGCUGAUAGAGAUGGGAGAAUUGAUUAUCAUGAUUUUAGACGGUAUAUGGAUGAUAAAGAACUUGAACUUUAUAGAAUUUUUCAAGCUAUUGAUGUUGAACAUAAUGGUUGUAUUCUUCCUGAAGAACUUUGGGAUGCUCUUGUCAAGGCUGGGAUUGAAAUUGAUGAGGUUGAACUUGCGCGCUUUGUUGAGCAUGUUGAUAAGGAUAAUAAUGGAAUUAUUACUUUUGAAGAAUGGAGAGAUUUUCUUCUUCUUUAUCCUCACGAAGCAACCCUUGAAAAUAUAUAUCAACAUUGGGAGAGGGUGUGCCUUGUAGACAUUGGAGAACAAGCUGUCAUUCCCGAAGGCAUCAGCAAGCAUGUGCACAGGAGCAGAUAUUUUAUUGCAGGGGGAAUAGCAGGAGCUGCUUCUCGCACAGCAACUGCUCCUCUUGAUCGUCUAAAGGUGGUCUUACAAAUUCAGACUGGAAAGGCAUCCAUUAUGCCAGCAGUAAUGAAGAUAUGGCAACGAGACGGUUUAUUAGGGUUUUUCCGAGGUAAUGGGUUGAAUGUUGUGAAGGUUGCACCUGAGAGCGCCAUCAAGUUUUAUGCUUAUGAAAUGCUGAAAAAUGUAAUUGGAGAUAGGCAAGGGAACAAGUCAGAUAUUGGUACUGCUGGAAGACUUUUUGCAGGUGGCAUGGCUGGUGCCAUUGCACAGAUUGCUAUCUAUCCAUUGGAUCUUAUCAAAACUAGGUUACAGACUUGUGCUUCUGAAGGUGGAAGGGCUCCGAACCUAGGAACCCUUACAAAGGAUAUAUGGAUCCAAGAGGGACCCCGGGCUUUCUAUAGAGGGCUUGUUCCAUCUCUUCUUGGAAUGAUUCCUUAUGCAGGCAUUGAUCUCACUGCUUAUGACACCUUGAAAGAUAUAUCCAAGAAAUAUAUUAUAUCUGACCAUGAACCUGGUCCUCUAGUACAACUUGGAUGUGGGACAGUUUCGGGAGCUCUUGGAGCUACUUGUGUCUAUCCACUGCAGGUUAUUCGUACAAGGCUGCAGGCACAACCUACCAACACUUCUAGUGCUUACAAGGGAAUGUCCGAUGUUUUUUGGAAAACCCUUAAGGACGAAGGCUUUCGAGGGUUCUACAAGGGACUCAUUCCAAAUCUCCUCAAAGUUGUGCCGGCUGCAAGUAUUACUUACAUGGUUUAUGAAAAUAUGAAGAAGAAUUUAGAUCUUGAUUAGAGUUGUUACAGUUACUGCCCAGAGCUGAUUUCAAAUGUUAUAUAGGACAUCUUAAAAUGUUGAUGGUGACGAAAAAAGAGAGAUUAACUAAUCCUGUAGGCACUAUUACAAUUAGUGAUUCUUCAAGGAGGGUGUUUAAACACAAUUUGUAGUCAGAAAGUUUUUCCCCUUGCUUAUCUGAACUAAAAGUUUGAGAAAUUAGGAUUGAGUACUCUAUAUAUAUCAAGUUAUUAGGUGUUAUCCAUUUUGAUAUGUACUUUACCCACUAUUAGUGUCUUAUAGUAAAAAGUGAAUAUAUCAUAAAUAUAUACAGAUUGGCGCAUGGCUUUGUGAUGGUGGAUAUAAUUGAUGGACGACAUUCUUAUGAGGUUUAUGAAACAA
Molecule: messenger RNA, 2206 nt
Organism: Medicago truncatula (barrel medic)
Lineage: Eukaryota; Viridiplantae; Streptophyta; Magnoliopsida; Fabales; Fabaceae
Product: calcium-dependent mitochondrial ATP-magnesium/phosphate carrier protein 3
Exons: 5
Coding region: 308-1825 (505 amino acids)
Biological process (GO): transmembrane transport
Molecular function (GO): calcium ion binding
Source: RefSeq, a predicted model, not a curated record